This is a messenger RNA of Anthostomella pinea, 1038 nucleotides long. The record is from the annotation of a GenBank genome assembly. Lineage: Eukaryota; Fungi; Ascomycota; Sordariomycetes; Xylariales; Xylariaceae.
AUGGGGGAGGGUCUGGGUCAAGUGAUAUCAUGGUACAUCUGUACCGUCGUCGCCCUGCUGUUUGCCGCCGCAAGAAUGGUCAACCAAUGCCAGAAGUUCGGGAGGUUGUAUCUUGAGGAUGGCUUUCUUGUUCUGGCAACAUGCUGUCUCAUCGGAGACCUGAUCAUCCAACAAUACAUGUGGAAUAGGGGGGUUGCUGAAAUACCAAAGGCGAGUCGCGAUGACUUCAUUGCCAUCAUGCAGAUGAUCAUUCCGGGGUCGGUUCUCUAUGUCACGUCACUCUGGGCCAUCAAGGUCGCUCUCGUCUUGUUCUACAGGAAGCUCGCGGCCCCCAGUACAAGACUACAAAUCGUCUACAAUGCCACACUCGGAUUCCUCGCCGCUAGCUGGCUUGUCAUCUUUUUCGAUAUCGUCUUCCAGUGCUACCCGAAUGAUAAGAGGUGGUCGCUGGAUCCAGACUAUCAAUGCAAUCCGAAAGCGGCAGAGACCAAUUACUGGAUCACCAUCAUACUGAACAUAUUUUCAGACGUCUUUAUCAUUUGCCUUCCCAUAUCGAUGGUGCUCAAACUCCAGAUGAAGCGGAAACAGAAGCUUGGUGUUAUGGGGAUCUUCGCACUCGGAUUCUUUGUGGUUAUAGCAAGCAUCGUGCGAGCCUACUACUCGAAGCUCAACAAGACCAUGUUGACUUGCACUGUGUCGAUGGUCGAGACAGCUAUAGCUAUCAUCGCGGCUUGUCUUCCAGCCCUCCGGGCGAUUUUCCUGGGUCACACAUCGCAGGCCGGCAACAGCUCUUACGGCAGGCAUUACGAGCUUUCUUCAGUCCACCGCCACCGGACGCAGCGGAGUCAAAUCACUACGAACAUCAAGGGAGGAACGUCUCAGCCGGGUGAGGACUCCGACGACGAGCUGGUGCGCGAGGGCAGGAUGUCGAUUCUAGGCCUCGGGGACAAUCACGAACAUGGCAGCAGCGGGAUCAUGGUGAACACUACUUUUCAUAUGAAGAAAGAUAACGCGAGUCUACAUUCGGAUGCCAUCUAG